GCGUCGUCGAACGCCAAGGCCAUUGGCCUCUUCAGCAAGAUCACAGCGCGACGCCUGUCUGGCGGAGCACCCGCAGCCAUGACCAAGCCCCACGCGGCACCCAGCGUCGUUGCACGCCUCAACGACAAGGUCACGCUGGCAGAGACGCACUUUCCCGACUUUUUCGAGAACGUCAAGCAAGCAAGAACGACCAAGCGCGCCCAAGGCGGCGCUGCCAUGCGAGGCACCAACACGAGUGCGCAUCUUGGCGCUGUGCCCAAAUGGAGCACCAACAACGACCCGUCACAGCAGCCGACGACCGCCCGCGUCCAGUCCUCGGUGCGCAAGCUCAAUGCUGACAAGAGCACGUCCAGAUCCUGGAGGGACGCCAAGGCGCUACCAGAACCCACUGCAAUCAAGCCGCUCGCAGCCAAUCUCCCGGAGCGACCAUCGACUGCCGGCCAGCUCAACUCGAACAACCGCGAAUCGGACCCGUCACUCUCGUCGCUGAAAGGCUACGUGCGUGCGGCGCACGAGAAGCUCCAUCCGUCAGCCUCCAACCCCACCGUGCCAGGCAAACCGUCCUUUGGCGCCGACUUUGCGCGGCAACAAGUGCCCAAGCAGCUGCGGCCAACCGCGUUUGAAGCCACCAAGUCGCCGUUCAAGCAGGACCUGCGUCCGUCCGCAUCACAAGACCACGCGCCAAGUCCUCUUUUCCAGCCGAGCGAAAAGGUCGAGAGUGGCGAAGCCGACAUUUGCUUUGCCGAGACGCCCGACAUUCCCGGUGUGCCCGUCGUGUACCGGAGUCAGAAAGCGCGACUAAGCGACCCGGAGCGCCUCAAUCUCGACCGGCGUUCGCUCAAGGUGAUUCCACUCCUUGAGGGCGAGCACAUGCUGCGGCUGCUCAACCUCCAAAACAACGUCAUCAACAGCAUCGACAACCUCCAUGGCCUUCCGAGCCUCAUUUUUCUCGACUUGUACAACAACCAAAUCGAGUCGAUCGACCACUUGCAUGUCGUACCGAAUCUACGUGUCCUUAUGCUUGGCAAGAACAAGCUCAAGCGCAUCCAGCACCUUGAAUGCCUCUCCAAGCUCGACGUGCUCGACCUCCACAGCAACGAGAUUGAAGUGAUGAGCGCACUCGAUCGACUGGUCGAGCUCCGAGUGCUCAACCUCGCGGGCAACCGAAUCCGAGUCCUUGAAAACAUUGCUGGCCUCUCGCUUCUGACGGAACUCAAUUUGCGCCGAAAUGCCAUCGCACUCAUCUCCCCGCAUCUGGGCAAACUGCCCGCACUCCAGCGCCUCUUCCUCUCCAACAACCGGCUCGAGACGAAAGACAGCAUCCUCCCGCUCUUCCAGCUCACGGCGCUCACGGAGCUCCGGCUCGAUGGCAACCUCUUCAACAGCACCGACAGCGCCGAGUACCGCCCGCUGCUCAUCCAGAACUUUGUGUCCUUGCGCAACCUCGAUCUCAAAGUCGUGACGGACGACGAGCGGCGCGAUGCGUUCAGUAUGACGCAACGGGCCACCGAGAAGCGGAGGGAGCAGCAGCGCGAAGAGAACCAAGAAGCACAGCGUAUUCGAGCCAUUACGGCCGUGCGAAAAAAGUGGGAAGAGCGCUUCGAUGUUCAAGAAGGCAUUGACCCGUGGCAACGCAAUGCGUCGAGUCACACCAAAGCACCCGCGCCCACCAUUCAAAUUGGGUUUUCCGAAGUCGAAGUCUCGGAAGAGGCGCGCACGCUGUAUAUCUACGGCGAUGCGCUCGAGGCGCUCGAGUCCGCCAAGAUCCACAACAUCGUGACCUCGAUCGUCUUCAAGUACAUUCCGAUCGCGGUCGUCGUGAGCGCGGUGGCCCAAAGCGGGUACCUCCGCGCGUUUGCGGCACUGCGCCGCGUCGAGCUCGCUUGCAACCAGAUCACGUCGCUGGACCAGCUGCCGUGGAUAGCGCACCUCGGGUCGCACGCCGAAGAGCUCGUCGUGAGCCAAAACCCAGUGAGCAACAUGCGGCUGCUCCGGCCCUAUGUCGCCCAAGCGCUCAAGAAUGUUGUCGUCUUGAACGAUCUCAAGCUCACGGUCGACGACCAGCGCGCUGGCGCCCACUUCUUUGAGGCGGCGCCAAUCGCCGAGAAGCAGCGCAAGCCCACGGUGGACCGAAAUUCAGCCGCGACGCUCGCCGCGUGCCUCCGUGGGGUUGGCAAGCAAGAGAAGCACCUCAAGUCGCUCAAUGCCGAGUGGACCAACCUCGUCCACGCUGUCAUCAAGGAUACAUUAGAAGAGAUUCAGGACAUGGACACGUAUAUGGCCAAGUGCUUGGAUCGCAUGGAGUAGUAGUAGUUGUAGUUAGUACUUUUAGUUGAUGAUGAACGCGCUCUUAUUUACGCUUCGUCCAUCGCGU
Saprolegnia parasitica CBS 223.65 is the source of this 2374-nucleotide messenger RNA. RefSeq lists its product as hypothetical. Lineage: Eukaryota; Oomycota; Saprolegniomycetes; Saprolegniales; Saprolegniaceae. The record is from RefSeq and is a predicted model, not a curated record. Gene Ontology annotation, molecular function: protein binding. Bases 79 to 2307 code for a protein of 742 amino acids. The transcript is spliced from 14 exons.